Sporothrix schenckii 1099-18 is the source of this 747-nucleotide messenger RNA. RefSeq names its product disease resistance protein Aig2. Bases 1 to 747 code for a protein of 248 amino acids. The transcript is spliced from 3 exons. Lineage: Eukaryota; Fungi; Ascomycota; Sordariomycetes; Ophiostomatales; Ophiostomataceae. The record is from RefSeq and is a predicted model, not a curated record.
AUGGCCACUGCCGACGAGGAUCAGGCCGCUGUGCCCUCCGAUGCCGCCGACGGCACGUCCUAUGCUUUUGUCUACGGUACUCUAAUGGCACCUGAGGUCUUCUUCACCGUCUGCUUCCGCCUCGCCCAACCGCCACCGGCUCUCGUCCGCGAGUAUGUGUUUCGCAACGCUGUCCUUCCCGGCUACACCCGCCAUCGUGUUCGGUACCAGGAGUACCCGGGCAUCGUGCCGGACGACGCAGAGGGCGCCAGUGUCCGCGGUAUUCUCAUUGGCGGCGUCACGCCGGCCAACCAGCACCACCUCGACGUAUUUGAAGGCUCCGAGUACGAGCGCCGGACGGUCGAUGUUGUCUUGGACGAGGACACCAGUAAUGGUCAGACGACCGAAACGACCGAAAAGACCAAAAAUACGAAGCAGAAGAAAACAGUCAAAGCGCAGGUGUACGUGUACAAGUACCCCGACGGGCUCGAGCGCCGCGAGUGGGAUUUUGACGAGUUUCGUCGCGAGAAAAUGCACAAAUGGGCGCGGGCCGACUACACUUUUGAAGGUGCGUCCAUGUCAGCUGCCUUGAAGGCCAUAAAUGCCGGACGGGCCUCAAUUAGUUUUAUAUACGCCGUACUCUGGACUCGCCUUGAAAUAGUGACCAAACAACUGUUUGCUGACAUCGACAGGGUGCGAUCCAAACGAUCCGGCCACCGUGGCGGCUUAGGAAGCACGACAUGGCUCCAAAGACAAAGCAUGGUUUGA